GGGUCCGGUCACGUCUGUGACAGCCCAAAUCGUUGUCAAAAUCCCCAGUUUUGAAUUUGGCGCGGUUGCGCCGCUGCGCGCGAUUCCGCACUUAUCAGCUGUUCAAUACAAUAUGGACGUGUAGUGGUGUUGGUGUUUGUUUGGAAAAGCAAGGUCAGCCUUUGUGUGAGAAAUAAGAAGAAAGUCGAAGUAACAAGUUGUAAAUCUUUCAGAUCGCGUCGUAGUUUUAGUGUUUUUCGAUAAAAACCGUGUAAUCAUCACUUCGAACUCAUGAGUAAUAUAACUUCAUCCGACUCUAAUGGGACUAAGAAUUAUUUCGUGAACUACAACCAGGACAGCACGUCACUAGUCCUCGGCAGUAAAAGCGGUUAUCGUCUCUACUCCCUCAACAACGUCGACGACUUGGAACUUAUCUAUUCCAACGAUGUCGAAGAAACCUACAUGGUGGAACGUCUCUUCAGCAGUAGUCUGGUGGCAACUGUGGCUCUCUCAUCCCCCCGAAAGUUGAAAGUUUGUCAUUUCAAAAAAGGAACGGAAAUAUGCAACUACUCAUACUCGAACACGAUUCUCGCCGUUCGCAUGAACCGGUCGCGCCUUGUCGUCUGUCUCGAAGAAAGCCUCUACAUCCACAACAUCCGCGAUAUGAAAGUCCUCCACACGAUCCGAGACACGCCCCCUAAUCCGCAAGGCCUUUGCGCCUUGAGCAUAAACCACGACAAUUGUCUUUUGGCGUAUCCUGGAUCGGCAACGAUCGGGGAAGUACAGAUUUUCGAUGCCGAUCAUUUGCAUGCUAAAACCAUGAUUCCCGCUCAUGAUAGUCCGCUGGCGGCUCUAGCGUUUAGUCCAAAUGGCACACGAAUUGCCACAGCUUCCGAAAAAGGAACAGUCAUUCGUGUUUUUUCAUCAGCUGAUGGGCAAAAAUUGUACGAAUUUCGACGAGGAGUGAAGCGUUGUGUUGAUAUCUCGUCUUUGGCGUUCAGCACUUGUAGUCAAUUUUUGUGCUGCAGUAGCAAUACGGAAACGGUGCAUGUGUUUAAGUUUGAGGAACCCAAAGAGAGUCCGAAACGUAAUGUGGAGGAGAGUAGUUGGAUGGGUUAUCUUUCGAGUUAUUUGCCAACGCAAGUUACUGAUGUUUUUACGCAAGGGAGGGCUUUCGCAGCGGCGCAUUUGCCCACGCAAGGGUUGAGGAAUGUUAUCUCGAUUAUGACGGCCCAAAACCAGUUGCGAUUGCUUGUGGCGACCGAAGAGGCAAAGUUGUACGUUUACAACUUGGACCCGAACGAAGGUGGCGACCUCACAUUGUACAAACAGCACCGUCUCGACGACUCACGUGACACUCGUGACUCAUCAAAAGGUACAGCUAUGAGCGAACCGCAAAGCAUCGACGGAGGCUCUGCCAUACUAGCUAGCUACGCCGGCAUCGUCAAGGGCAAUCCCGUGGGCCAAAUGUCAGAGUCGGAGAAGUUGAGGGAGAUGGCGGCUGCCACCGAAUCGCCCCCCAAAGGGCCCUUCCACUUCAACGACGACCAGGAAUACCCGCCCUUGACGCAGAAUUCGGACUGAGGUCACGAUACGCUCAAGGACGUCGAUAGGUACCAACUCAUGUUCGGGCUGGUUCUGCUGAUUCAUUUCGUCGUCAGGAUUAGCGAGGAUUUGAUUUUCUAUCUGUUCAAUUUGAACGGAUGAUUCAUUUUAUUUCUAAUUAACUUAGUUUUUUUAAAUUUGUAUUCAAGUAUUGUCAUUUGUUGCGGGCAAAAAUUCAUAUCAAUUGACUCUAUUUUUAUUUAGUGAAUUAAAGGACACAGUUAGGUAAAAUGUCAUGGUAGUAUUUACUUUGAGUGUGCUCAGAGUGAAACUGCCGGAAAAUGUCUAAUUUAUUCUGAAAUACUGUAAUGAUUAAGCCACGGUUUGCCCCUUAUUUUCGAUACAUGAGGGAGUGUCUGACUUGUUACAGUAGGUUUUUUUCCAAUUAUUUGCGCACAUUGUGCUGUGUACAUACAUAGUUUUAGGAGUGCUAGUGUGUUUAUAUGAAACGAGUAAAAUCUGUGACUAGAAAAUUGUAAAGUGGACGAAUGCUGUGUGAUAAAUAAUAAUCAUUUCAUGGAUAAACUUGUUUUUAUUGAGUUAUGUACGACGGUUAUUUUUAAAAAUUUAUCACCGUACAAUAGAACAUUAAAAUAAUAAAACAAGA
This is a messenger RNA of Tribolium castaneum (red flour beetle), 2191 nucleotides long. It is a transcript of the gene Atg18a, whose product is annotated as Autophagy-related 18a. The coding region runs from base 271 to 1563 and encodes 430 amino acids. Lineage: Eukaryota; Metazoa; Arthropoda; Insecta; Coleoptera; Tenebrionidae. Gene Ontology annotation, cellular component: extrinsic component of membrane; phagophore assembly site membrane; cytosol. Gene Ontology annotation, biological process: protein localization to phagophore assembly site; nucleophagy; protein lipidation. The transcript is spliced from 8 exons. The record is from RefSeq and is a predicted model, not a curated record. Gene Ontology annotation, molecular function: protein binding; phosphatidylinositol-3-phosphate binding; phosphatidylinositol-3,5-bisphosphate binding.